AUGGCUCAAGUUUGGAUCGAGGGCUGAAGACAUUUGAGAUUAGUAAAUGACAUUGGCUCAAAACAAAGAACAUUCAUCCUCUCGAGCACCUUGCUUUUAACAUCCAAGUUGGCGGAUACUCUGUUGACGAAACCCAAGUUAAAUACGGAGAGGAACAUGGUGUUAAGUUCAAAGUCCUACCUUCCAAAAGUGGUGGAGCAACUGGUGCUUUUUGUGGUAAUUUGGACCCAUUUAACACUGAGAGCAUUGUGUGAAAAUAAAACUUCUCUUCUGGGGUUUGAAUGCACAAUGAAUGACCAAUGUAAUAUGAAAGUUCCAAACAGUCACUGCGACAGUGGCGAGUGUCGCUGUCUGCCUAACUUUUUACCAAUGAGGAUAGACAAGUGUCUACCAGCUGCUAAAGUUGGUGAAUUCUGCUUGAACGACGAGCAGUGCCAUCUGGCGAGCAAAUAUAGUUUUUGUAAUUACAUAAUUCCAUGGAUAUACGGGAAGUGUGAAUGUCUUAAUGGUUACCUGGCAAAAAAUGAUCAUCGAUGUUUUCCUGAAUUGAACAGUACUUGUGAGAAUGAUGAAGAGUGUGUAACACACGCUUCCUUCUGUAAGCACAGAAACACAAGUCACAACUCCGUGUGUUCUUGUACGGAUGGCUUUAUGAUGUCAACAAAUGGAAUAAGUUGUGAGCCGCUAAUUAAAGAAGAAAAUGAAGAACUUUUUCAAAACAAGACAGACGAAGUUAUCACUAAAAAGAGGGCUCCCCAUCAUAAAGUUUCGCUUGGUAAACCAUGUGAUUCUAGUGGUCAGUGUCAAGCAAGAGAUCUUCACAGUGCCUGCAUCAGUGGAGUUUGUGAGUGUGUUUCAAAGUCUUCCAGGUGUAACGCAGAAUUCACAGGCUGUCUUAAUAACACCUUCCAGUGUACAAGUGGGCACUGCAUAUCGUGGUAUUUUGUUUGUGAUGGACUAAAUAACUGUCCAGAUGGAAGCGACGAAGACAAUUGUGAACCAAAGCGAUGCUCAAAAGAGGCCUUCCAAUGUGAUGAUGGGGCUUGUUUGUCCAGAUCUGUUCUCUGCAAUGGUAUUCAGGAAUGUCAAGAUGGCAGUGAUGAAUUUCACUGUAACAAAGAUGGGUCGUGUGACCACAGGGCUUUCCAGUGUGACAACGGUCAGUGCUUACCUGAGUAUGCCUUUUGUAACGUAAUUACAGACUGUGAAGAUGAAAGUGAUGAAAAUCCAGAAGUGUGUACGCACGCUGACACUUGUCCUAGUGGGGUUUUCCAGUGUAAUAAUGGUCACUGUCGGUCUACAGCUAUCCUCUGUAGUGGUCAAGAUGGUUGUGCAGAUAGUAGUGAUGAAGAUAGGUGUGAAGUUUGCUAUUGUGACAAACCAUAGACUUUAGUUUUUGAAUUCGGGUUAGGGCAGAAUGGAAACUAACUAUGCUUCAGCUUUUUUGCUUGGUCGAUUGUUGUUCAGCGCCAUCUGGAAACAAAUCUUGGACAUU
Limulus polyphemus (Atlantic horseshoe crab) is the source of this 1495-nucleotide messenger RNA. Its product is annotated as sortilin-related receptor-like. Lineage: Eukaryota; Metazoa; Arthropoda; Merostomata; Xiphosura; Limulidae. The transcript has 12 exons. The record is from RefSeq and is a predicted model, not a curated record. The coding region runs from base 157 to 1386 and encodes 409 amino acids. Gene Ontology annotation, molecular function: protein binding.